CUGAAAUGGCAUUGUGACAGAAUCGUGAAGACAUGUCGGUCGACAUGAUCAAUCUCCAUCUGCUCUAUUUUCUUUAUAUCAUCUUCCGAUCCCUGCUCAACAUCCUGCAUCACCACGUCUCUGAUCCUGAUCCUCAUACCAUGGCGCAGAGUCAGACUACCGAGCCAACCAACACCACCACCAACAUAAAACCAGACCAAACCCUCAAAUGGCUCCCCGACUCAACCCACACCAUCCGUCUGCAUGCCAACACUGCCUACGUGAUCAUCGGCAACCCCGAGGGAAUCGCCCGCUUGCUCUGUCCCUCCCUGCUGGCCUGGGGCGCCGACGCCGGAGCCCUGAUCUUCCUGAUCAAAGACCGAAACCCCAGCCCCGCAGGCAGUGCCGUUCUCAACAGCCUGCGCGACGCAGGCGCAAAGCUGCAGGUCUACACGGACUGUCUGUCCAGCGCGGCAAGACUGUCAACCGUGCUGUCCCUGUGGAGCACCGAUGGCUGGCGCGUCGGGGGGAUCAUCCACGACAGAACCAUGCAGACUACCACCACCACAGACUCCCUCCUCACUUCCAUCACCGAAGCAACCAUCCUCCACGAAGUCACCGCCCCAAUGUCCCUCGACUUCCUGGCCGCAUUCUCUGCCGCCAGCGCGCAUUCCAGUGCGGUGGAUGUCAUCGCUCAGCAUCGCGCGUCUUACGGCCUUCCUUUCGUGGCGGUGGAUAUUCACUCUGGUGGAGAGAAUUCCGCAGGUGGUGGUAUCAACUACCCUGACCAGGAGGUUCUCGUCUCGUUGCUCAAAAGCGCGGUUUUGCAUCCUGUUCGCACUGAGGAUAGCUGCCAGGUGACGGUUCAGGCUUGCGGAGAGAAGGGUCAGCUGCAACUGCGGCUGCAGCAAGAGGAGGAGAGGGCGAAGGAGGAAAAGGAAGAAGAAGAAGAAGAAGAAGAAGAUCCGUCAAUCCCAGCCCGACGAAUCUCCUCAUCAACAAUCAGUUCCGUCGACUCGCGAUCCUCCAUCAGCGGCAGCUCAGGAUCCGUCUCCUCCGUCUCGACGCCUCCAUCGCCUGCUUCUCCAAAGCAGGUCCCUAUCGACCCUGAUACUGACACUGACACUAACACUGAUACUAAACCUAACAUCACCGUCAAACCCACCGAGCUUCCGUCAGUCACAGCCCCAGACACAACCCCCCCCGAAUUAAACCCAAAUCCCACUCCAACUGUAGAGGAAAACACCCUCCCCUCCACCCUGCAAAAAGCCACGACCCUAGCCGCCGCAACAGAGAGCAUGUCGGCCGAAAUGCAGGCCAAGAUGGCGAGGUUGCUGGGGACAGAUGAAGAGGACAUCGAGACGGAUGUGCCGCUGAGUGCGAUCGGGGUGGAUUCGCUGAUCGCAGCCACGUUUUGUAAUUGGUUGGAGACGGAGGCGAAGGCCACUGUGGGGACGUUUGAGCUGUUGGAGGCGAAGUCGUUGAGGGGGUUGGCGGGGGAUGUGGUGAGGAGGUCGAGUAAUGCUGUAGUCGAGAGGGAAAUUGACUCACCAUUCUUGCAUAUCCACAGCAUCACCCCUCACCCCUAUCACAGUCUCUAUAGCCACAUAUCCCCCCAGACCAAACCAAACCAACCAUGCCCCCCACAACCCCCUCCCAUCAACAUCGGCAUCAAAGCCCUGGAGAUCUACUUCCCCCCCACCAGCAUCCCCCAAACCACGCUGGAAACGCACCUCCACGCGCCCACGGGCAAACACACCCUCGGCCACGGGCAAACAUCCAUGGCCAUCCCCAGCGACCACGACGACACCGCGUCGCUCGCAUUAACCACACUCUCCACCCUCCUCACCAACCACCACAUCCCGCCCACCAGCAUCGGCCGCCUGGAAGUCGCAACCGAAAGCCCCCCGGACCGCUCCAAGUCCAUAAAAACCCUCCUCAUGCCCCUCCUCGCUCCCAACACCAAUGUCGAAGGCGCCGACACCACCAACGCGUGCUACGGCGGCACGUCCGCCCUCUUCAACAGCGUCGCGUGGAUCGAGUCCAGCGCGUGGGAUGGGCGCGAUGCCGUCGUCGUGGCGGGGGAUAUCGCG
Aspergillus heteromorphus CBS 117.55 is the source of this 2072-nucleotide messenger RNA. RefSeq lists its product as uncharacterized. Gene Ontology annotation, biological process: acetyl-CoA metabolic process; ergosterol biosynthetic process. Gene Ontology annotation, molecular function: hydroxymethylglutaryl-CoA synthase activity; phosphopantetheine binding. Lineage: Eukaryota; Fungi; Ascomycota; Eurotiomycetes; Eurotiales; Aspergillaceae. The record is from RefSeq and is a predicted model, not a curated record. The transcript has 5 exons. The annotation marks the transcript as partial.